Messenger RNA from Sorex araneus (European shrew), 4569 nucleotides. RefSeq names its product dihydropyrimidinase like 2 (gene DPYSL2). The transcript is spliced from 14 exons. Gene Ontology annotation, molecular function: hydrolase activity, acting on carbon-nitrogen (but not peptide) bonds, in cyclic amides. Bases 39 to 2063 code for a protein of 674 amino acids. NCBI's taxonomy places the organism in Eukaryota, Metazoa, Chordata, Mammalia, Eulipotyphla, Soricidae. Gene Ontology annotation, cellular component: cytosol; cytoplasm. The record is from RefSeq and is a predicted model, not a curated record.
GGCAGACGGACGGACGGACGGAGAGGACCCUCCGCACCAUGGCCGAGAGGAAGCCGUCCGGGAAGGCGGCCGAGGACGAAGAGGUCCCUGCCUUUUUUAAAAACCUGGGCUCGGGCAGCCCCAAGCCCCGGCAGAAAUUCUGUGGCAUGUUCUGCCCGGUGGAAGGGUCCUCGGAGAACAAGACCAUCGACUUCGACUCGCUGUCGGUGGGCCGGGGCUCGGGGCAGGUGGUGGCUCAGCAGCGGGACGUCGCCCACUUGGGCCCCGACCCGCAGACGCCCUACUCGCGCCAGGGCCGGCGGGAGCCAUCUGUUGAAUCGGGCCGGAAGGUGGAGAUCCGGCGGGCCUCGGGCAAGGAAGCCCUGCAGAACAUCUACGACCAGAGUGAUCGGCUUCUGAUCAAAGGAGGCAAAAUCGUUAAUGAUGACCAGUCGUUCUAUGCAGACAUAUACAUGGAAGAUGGGCUGAUCAAGCAAAUCGGAGAAAACCUGAUCGUGCCAGGAGGGGUGAAGACCAUCGAAGCCCAUUCCAGGAUGGUGAUCCCAGGAGGCAUUGAUGUGCAUACCCGCUUCCAGAUGCCCGACCAGGGAAUGACCUCCGCUGAUGACUUCUUUCAAGGCACCAAGGCGGCCCUGGCGGGGGGAACCACCAUGAUCAUUGACCACGUCAUUCCUGAGCCUGGGACCAGCCUGCUGGCUGCCUUUGACCAGUGGAGGGAAUGGGCCGACAGCAAGUCCUGCUGUGACUACUCUCUGCACGUGGACAUCACCGAGUGGCAUAAGGGCAUCCAGGAGGAGAUGGAGGCCCUGGUGAAGGACCACGGGGUGAAUUCCUUCCUGGUGUACAUGGCUUUCAAAGAUCGCUUCCAGCUGACAGAUUCCCAGAUCUAUGAAGUCCUGAGCGUGAUCCGGGAUAUCGGUGCCAUCGCCCAGGUCCAUGCAGAGAAUGGUGACAUCAUCGCAGAGGAGCAGCAGAGGAUCCUGGACCUGGGCAUCACCGGCCCCGAGGGACACGUGCUGAGCCGGCCUGAGGAGGUGGAGGCCGAAGCCGUGAAUCGCUCCAUCACCAUCGCCAACCAGACCAACUGCCCCCUGUACGUCACCCGGGUGAUGAGCAAGAGCGCGGCCGAGGUCAUCGCCCAGGCCCGGAAAAAGGGAACUGUGGUGUAUGGCGAGCCAAUCACCGCCAGCUUGGGGACUGAUGGCUCUCACUACUGGAGCAAGAACUGGGCGAAGGCAGCGGCGUUUGUCACCUCCCCGCCCCUGAGCCCUGACCCGACCACUCCGGACUUUCUGAAUUCCUUGCUGUCCUGUGGAGAUCUCCAGGUCACUGGAAGUGCCCAUUGUACUUUCAACACUGCCCAGAAGGCUGUAGGGAAGGACAACUUCACCCUCAUUCCUGAAGGCACCAAUGGCACUGAGGAACGGAUGUCCGUCAUCUGGGAUAAGGCUGUGGUCACUGGGAAGAUGGAUGAGAACCAGUUUGUGGCUGUGACCAGCACCAAUGCAGCCAAAGUCUUCAACCUUUACCCCCGGAAGGGCCGCAUUGCUGUGGGAUCUGAUGCUGACCUGGUCAUCUGGGACCCUGACAGCGUUAAAACCAUCUCUGCCAAGACCCACAACAGCGCUCUCGAGUACAACAUCUUUGAAGGCAUGGAGUGCCGUGGCUCUCCCCUGGUGGUCAUCAGCCAGGGGAAGAUUGUCCUGGAGGACGGCACCCUGCAUGUCACCGAGGGCUCCGGGCGCUACAUCCCCCGAAAGCCCUUCCCUGACUUCGUGUAUAAGCGGAUCAAGGCAAGGAGCAGGCUGGCGGAGCUAAGAGGGGUUCCUCGUGGUCUGUAUGAUGGACCUGUGUGUGAGGUGUCUGUGACCCCCAAGACUGUCACUCCUGCCUCCUCGGCCAAGACAUCUCCUGCCAAGCAGCAGGCACCCCCCGUCCGGAACCUGCACCAGUCGGGAUUCAGCUUGUCUGGCGCUCAGAUUGAUGACAACAUUCCCCGCCGCACCACCCAGCGUAUCGUGGCUCCCCCUGGUGGACGUGCCAACAUCACCAGUCUGGGCUAAAGUUCCAUGCAGUCCACUGGGGACGUGGGACAAGACAGCUGAGGACAUUCGGAGACUUCCUUCCUUCCUUCCUACCUUCCUUCCUUCUUUUUUUUUUUUUUAAGAGCCUGUGAUAGUUACUGUGGGGCAGCCAGUUCAUGGGACUCCCUCUGGGACCCUUCAUUCCAUCUUUCACCCAGAGUCACUGAUUUCGUUCACCCACUUCCCUCCAUCCCUCGAACAUCACACACAAGUCUGUCCACCAACCCCGAUCACAGAACCACAUCAAACAUGCAGACAUAUAAACCAAGCAAAUCACAAGGGUGUUUCUCUCUGCCCUCUGUUGUACUUCAUUAAUCCUCUUCCUUUUCCUGGGGGGGUGGGGGGGUGGGGAAGAUAAAGUGAAUUGCCCAGAGCUGCCUUUUUCUUUUUAAAAUUUUUUAGAAAAGUUUUGUUCAUGGGGCGGGGGGGUGGGAGGGCUAGGUGGGGUGGGAAGGGGGAGGGAUUUUUUUUUUUUAAUACUAAAAUUGGAAAGCCUAAUUCAAUACUAAUACAAGGGUUUGAACUGGACAUCCUAAUGAUGCAAUCAUAUAACCAUCAGGCUGAUCAGGAUGGACAACUGACUUCCGAUCCUCCUGAGAGGCUUCAAAAUGUCCACAUGUCAUUCCGUAGUCUUUCUUCUAGGUCACCUGUAGAUAAAGGGCAGAUUUUCAUUUUGGCCUAGAUUUUGCUGCAGAUUAAGUCUAUGGAGGAAUUGCUUCUCCUCUUUUCACCUCUUUUCUGCUCUCUCUCUCUCGCUCUCUCUCAUCAAGAAUAUUUUCACAGCUGUCUCUUUUCACUGUGUUUCUGCUAGCUUGUGUCUCUGAGAUGCUGUUUUCUUCUCCUUUCCUCAUUUUCUUUCCAAAUGACCAGUUCCAUCAAUCGACUGUGGUCCUAAGAACCUACCUAGAAGGAUUUGAGCUUUGUCAUGGCAACCAUAGAGUAAUACUCUGUCCCUAUCCACCCAGGACUGGUGCCGCCUCCCACUAGGAGGAUACACACUUGGGUCUGAUGCCACAUCUGUUGAGGGGAAGGGAUCCACCAGAGUAUCCUAUGUGGGACCAAGGGUGGAAGCAUACGGAGAAGUUCAAGUCAGGCUACAGGAUGUCAGGACUGUCUCCCCGUGCGUUAGUAGUGCCUAUAGAGCCAAUGCAACCUGUAACUUGUGCUCCUGAACCCAGUGUAUCAGCCAGUCUCAAACCACCCACCAGCCCAGAGUGUUGAGUAAGUGGGCGUCUGGCCCUGAAGCCUAUUCUUCUGUGCAAAGUGUCUUUGGAAUUUCCAGGCUUCCCCUGGAGGUGGGAGGUGGAGACCACCUCAACAUUUUUCUUCUCUAAAUAUUUAUAUUAAAAACAACAAAAAGCUAAUGCAAUAUAGGUAGCCCUCCUAAACUCAGAAAAUCAUUGGGAAAUAGACCUAAAAUCCAUUUCACUGGGUCAGAGUGGGGGUGGGGAACUGUAUUCUGAGUGGGAUGUCAUGUCAGCACUGCAGUCGGGAGGACAUACGUCAUACUAACCGCGUGGCUCUCUUUAAUAAAGGCCACGGCUGAGCUUGGCUCUGCUUCCCGUGUCUAUCUCUCCCAUGAUCCUUUUCCAUGAGCUGCCUCCGGGCCCAUCUCUACAUCUGCUGAUUUGUGUCGUGUUUCCUUCCAAACAUGUUUACAGGUUCUCCUAAGCUCUCUCCUAAUGUUAUGUUGGCAGGCUUUUAUAAAACCAAAUCUGCUUUUGUAAAGCAUAACACAAAAAAAAUGUAGGUCAUUCCAUCGUCACUGAACUUGUCUCUCUGCAUUUUUGCCUUUGGGGUUGUAGUUGGGGUGUAUUUUUUUUGUCGUUGUUGUUUAUUUGUUAUUUUAAAAGUAAAUUGCACUUUUAAAGAAUAAUUGGUUAACUUAAUAUAUUUGCUUUUUUUUUUCUCACCUGCACUUAGAGGAAAUUUGAACAAGUCGGAAAAAAAAAUUUUUUUGUUUCAAUUCUAAGAAACACUUGCAGCUCUCUAGUAUUCACUUGAGUCUUCCUGUUUUUUCCUGUACAAGCUCAUGGUGAUUUUUGGUUAUUUUCAAUGUUUCCUUAAAGCAACAUAAAACCUGAAGAUUACCGCAGGCUUCGUCAGCAUGUUUACCUGUUGGCUUGCUUUGUGUGUCUGUUCAAUGAAUGUCCUAUGUAAAUGCUAAAAUAAAUGGACAGUGUCUCAGAACUGAAUAACUGCAGUGACUUGAUGCUCUAAAACAGUGUAGGAUUUAAUAAUAGAUGGUUUUUAAUCCUUGGAAUUGUGAUUGUGACCCAUGAGUGGAGGAACUUUCGAUGCUAAAGCCGAUAAUAUGUGUGGCCAGAAGAGUAUCUUUGGUUUUUGGCUUUUUUUUUUUUUUGUAACCACUGUCUUAAUGGCAAAAUAAUUAUGGUUAAAAAACAAGUCUCGUGUUUAUUAUUCCUUCAGAACGCUGUGUUAUAUCACCAUGGAACACCUAAUAAAGCAAACUGUGGUUGUUUCA